AUGGCCAUCGACAUUCCUGGACCACUGACCCGCCUUCUAGAGGGUGGAACCGUUUCGCAAAUUCUGGAAGGACUGUCACUCCGCAUCGACGAUGGACAGAAUCUACCUUUUCUCGCUCUUACAAGCAUCAUUGCCAUCUUCACGACUUCCACAAUCGUGAAGCUAUUCCGUGGACUCGCGAGAGUUGGUUAUGUUGAUGGAUAUCGAAGGCCCUUCUUCCCGUAUUCAAUCCCUGGCCUGCUCUUCCCAAGCAGUUUCUUGAACCCAGGAUACGUCUUUCUCUGGCGCUGGAGAUAUCACAAUUAUAAGCGCUUCAAGUCCGAGAUAUUCUCUUAUAUAGGAUGGCUAGGUGGAAACGCUGUCAUCUUCACCUCCAAUCUGGACAUAUUGCGCCAGGUCGCUGGAGGAGCCAAGUCCGAUUUCGUGAAGCCAAUGAGUGCUAGUCGGGGGCUAAUGCAAUGGGGAAUGAACGUUGCUGCUGCUGAGGGUGGAGAUGAAUGGAGGAAGCAUCGACGCGUACUGGGCCCGUCCUUCUCUACGAAUCUGUACCGACUUGUAUGGUCAAAGACAGCCGCCACCUACCGCGAAAUGAGCUCCGUCGAAGGCUGGGACGGCCAGAAGGUCGUGGAGAUCAAUUCGGUUCAGAAGUACAUCUUCAAAAUGGCGCUGGUUAUUAUGGGCGCAUGUGGCUUUGGACUGAACCUCAGCUGGACGGACCAACCGGUGUCCGCUGACGGCAAAGUAUCUAUGCAAGAAGCCCUCAAGCUCAUCAACGACAGGCAGAUCGUCCUCCAACUCCCGAAAUGGAUUCAGAACCUCCCUUUUAAGUACUUCAAUGAAUACCGCGAAGCUAAAAUUAAGUUCACCGAGUGGAUGACGGAGCAAGUCGCGCUGCGAAAGGAUUUCGUUCGCAAUAGCGUUGUCGGCGACGAUGCUUCUGGUCCGCGGUUACCGGACGAUUGUUUCACCUUGCUUGUCAAGGCGAACGAAGACGAAGGGCAGAAAUUCCGCUUGAGCGACCAAGAGCUGAUUGGCAAUGUCUUCGUUCUGCUGUUUGCUGGACACGAAACUUCCGCCCAUACCUUUGCCGCAACCUUUGCCCACCUGGCUCUUUAUCCUGAAAUCCAAGAAGAGGUCCUCGAGCAAAUUCUCUCCGUAGUUGGAUGGGAUAGGGACCCAGAAUUCGAAGAUUACAACAGCCUAAACAAAGUCCUCGCCGUGUUUUACGAGGCAUUGAGAUUAUUCCCCGCCGGUCAUGUCAUGUUCCGUCAGGCUACCAAGGAUACAGUACUGCGCGUUCAAAACCCUCCGGGGGAAGAAGGAACUUAUCCCCUGCCAUUGCCAAAAGGUUCCAUGGUCGUCGUUGAUAUGGUUGGCGUUCAAUACAACGAACGGUACUUUGACGAGCCUGAGAAGUACAAGCCCUCGAGAUGGUACAAUAUUCCCAAUGACUCUGAGGCAUUCACAGCAUUCAGCCUGGGUCCACGGGCAUGCAUUGGACGCAAGUUCGCGACAGUCGAGGCGGUCUCUUUCUUGAGUCUUUUCCUCAGGGAUUGGAAGAUCGAACCGCUACUGAACCCCGGCGAGACUGUUGAACAGUGGAAGGCCCGGAUUGUGGACGCCCAGUUAUUUGUUACGUUGGGGAUCAAGAACGUGCCUAUCAGGCUCGUCAAGAGAGAGAGGCUGUAA
This is a messenger RNA of Coprinopsis cinerea okayama7#130, 1689 nucleotides long. RefSeq lists its product as hypothetical. The record is from RefSeq and is a predicted model, not a curated record. Gene Ontology annotation, molecular function: heme binding; monooxygenase activity; iron ion binding. NCBI's taxonomy places the organism in Eukaryota, Fungi, Basidiomycota, Agaricomycetes, Agaricales, Psathyrellaceae. The transcript is spliced from 13 exons. The coding region runs from base 1 to 1689 and encodes 562 amino acids.